Entamoeba invadens IP1 is the source of this 1383-nucleotide messenger RNA. RefSeq lists its product as hypothetical. Gene Ontology annotation, molecular function: RNA binding. Bases 1 to 1383 code for a protein of 460 amino acids. The record is from RefSeq and is a predicted model, not a curated record. The transcript has a single exon. NCBI's taxonomy places the organism in Eukaryota, Evosea, Mastigamoebida, Endamoebidae.
AUGGGGUGUGACGAAUACAUCAAUGUGUAUGUCCGCGACUUUGAGAAGACAGCUGCAAACGUGACACUUCUUGAAAAUGCACUGAGUGAGCUGUGUGUUCACCGCAGUUGUGUAGUUUUGAUGACGCAUGGCGCUGUUUUUACAACGACUCUGAGUGACCUUCAAACGAUCAUGACAGCGCCAACACUUCAAGUCUUCACGAUGUGUCCAUUGUAUAGAAGUGUCCAUCGCAGUGCAUUGGAGUACAUUAUAUUCACCAAUUGUGUACUCACAAAGGAGAUAGUUGAUUACUUCAUGCAGUUCAGUGUUGUUGUGAGUAGUCUUGCCAACGCGUCGUUUAGUGUUCUUCUUGACAAACGGCUUUCCGCACAGGUGCAACGUCGUUGUAAUGAUUUAUUUGUCACUCCUCCACAAUUUCGAAGUGAACAGAUCGGAUUUGGUCUUCGUGUUGUUCUUCCACAAGUUGCCAUCACACGAGAGUUGUUCGACUAUUUUGCGUCAUUUGGGUGUGUCGUCAGUUUUCAUGAAAAAGUCGCAAUUAAACACAACAGGCGAGUUCUUCAUGUUGCGUACAACACGAGAAGUGAUGCUGAGAGGUGUUACAGCUGUCUGUCUGUCAGCAAUGUGUUUGGUGAAAGGUGUCCCGUCACGGCAAGUCGGGUGUAUAUAGUAGAGAGUGACUUGAAGGAGGUGUGUGAGUCUGCCAUCACCAGUGAGUUGCUGUGUGCAUUUCCAAAGGAGUGGCGACUCGAUGACAUCAAUGGCGAAAUUUUCAGUGUUUUUGCACAGAACAUCCGAACACCAUCAUUUCUUGAGAAACUGCGAAAAACACGAAUUUUUGUGAAUUGCGAGAAGGAAGAGAUCUUUGGCAUUGUCGACUUCUUGAACGCAAAAAACAACACAAAGUCGUCAAAAAACAGUUCAACUGCAACGAGUGAAGAUAACACAAAGUAUGAGAAGUACAACACAAUGCAAAUAGUCGUCAAUAUGAAGAAUGGCGUCAAUGUCGUUGGAUUUGGAAAUGCAGCAAAAGUGUAUGUCGUCGCAGACUUCGAACAAAUUGUGCUUGAAACAACAUUCAACCAAAUUUUAUUCACAAAAUUCCACGAAAACAGAUUCAUGGCACUCGCUUUCAAAAAAUCAAAGAAAAUCAAAGCACAAGACGACAAGACUGUCUAUGUCGGCAAUGUCAAAGAUAACGACAACGGUGCUGCCGUUGCUGAAGCACUCGGUCACUUUGGGAGAAUCAUGACACUCAACGUCGUCAACAGAAAAGACAACUCUAAAAUCGCCUUUGUCGGUUUUUACAAUAAAGAAGACGCACAAAAGGCAAUCGACAAAAACAGACUCCAAAAUGGUUUGUUUGUUGCACCUAAGAAAUAA